GCGCAGGCGCGAGUGGUUCACAAACCUUCAACAUCGAAAAGAAAGUACAGUAGAUUGGCCAGGCCUGGUGAUUUGUGGGAAUAGAUUACUCAACUACAGUAUUUAGCAAGGUCUCUUGGGCUGAAACGAAUCUAGAGUAAUGGAUCCACCAAUGGGAGACCCUAACUUCUACCCAAUGCAAACUACUCCUCGCAGGCGUUCACCACUCGAUGAUAACAGUGAUAUGUAUAAUCAAAGAAGGCCUGUUCAGAAGAGGAAUGUUCAAGCAGCUCACCACCGAGGGAACCCAUAUGGAAGUCAAGGUGGUCCCACCCCCCUGUUUGAGGAUACCAGCACAGACCAACAACAGGGAAUGCCAGGAAUGCCAGGGGGGUUUGGACAGUUUGCUGGAAAUGAAUUUUUACAGGGUCCAAUGGCCAAUGUGGCUGUUGGCUAUGGAGCAGCAGUGGCUAGCCAAGGAAAAGAAUAUGUCGAGAAACAUAUUGACCGUUUUGUUUCAGUAUCAAAAUUAAAGUAUUACUUUGCUGUAGAUACCUCUUACGUUGUCAAAAAGCUGGGACUGCUUGUCUUUCCCUUCACACACAAAAACUGGUCAGUUCAGUAUAACAAGACAGAACCUGUGGCUCCGAGAUAUGAAAUAAAUGCUCCUGAUUUGUAUAUACCAGUGAUGGCUUUUGUUACAUAUAUUCUUGUUGCUGGACUAGUCAUGGGAACACAAAACAGAUUUACUCCAGAACAGCUGGGCAUCACAGCCAGUUCAGCCCUGGUGUGGCUCUUUGUUGAGAUUAUGGCCAUUCUCUUUUCUUUGUACCUCUGUAAUGUUCAAGCAGAGAUCAAGUCACUUGAUCUCUUAGCAUUUUGUGGCUACAAAUACUUUGGGAUGAUCGUGAGUUGCCUUGGUGGUCUUGUGUUCCACUCUGUUGGUUAUUACCUCAUACUUUUGUGGAUGAGUAUUAGCAUUGGCUUUUUUAUGGUGCGCACCCUGAGGUUAAUCAUUGUACCAGAAUCAGCUCCAGAUGGCAUUGCUAGAGCAAGCAAGCGAAGAAUAUACCUUCUGUUGUUUAUUGCCCUGUUACAGCCCUUGUUUAUGUAUUUCUUAACAAGUCACUUGAGACCAGUUGCUUCAGAGCCCUUGGAUGGUCCCAAAGCUGUCUUGUAACUUUUGAUACUGUUGUGGAAAAUUUACUUUCUGGAGUUGGUCAACAGAUGUAGAAAGAAUUUCAAGUAUUUUCUUUGUUCUGCAACAAAAGUCAGACGCACCCAACAAAAGUAUUCACCUAGUAACUAUUUUCAUGUAGAGUGUGGUGCUCUGUUUUUCUCGACUGUUGGUCUGUGGAGAUGGAUUUUCACAGCUUGGGCAGUCCUUACUUGUGAAAUUGAAGGGAGAAAUGACAUUGGAGCAAUCUUUAGUUUUGCAGAAUCAGGGGCAGUACCUUUAAUGUCAAAAUGUGUCUUAGAAUCUAUUUGUUUAGGAAAGAGGUUGUUUAAGGCUGCUGUUGAACGAGCCAUAAUUAUUAUAGCUCGUUCCGGUUUUGCGUUAACUCCGCUUUAUAGUGGUUAGAAAAAAAUGACGAAAGUUACAAUCAGAGCGAAUUUUGACCAAACGUUAAAACGUUUAACCAAUAUCAAGCCCGGAAAAGUCGUGGUAGUUACAGGUUUUCCCGCACUAACCACCGGUAGUUACUUUGUAACUUGUCGCUGGCAUAACAUGUUUUCCCGCGCUUUCUGUUAGCCAGCCACCUGUUGGUAGUGCAUGUCUUCCCGCGCUUUCUCUUUUCCAAUGCUAGCCGCGCUAGUUAUGUGGUUUUCUGCGGUUGCAUGUCUGAACAGCGCCUUUACACCAAACAUGGACAGUGUUUACUGAGUAACCUGUUGUAUUACUCAAGUUUGACAACUUGAAUAGAUAGAAAAACGAUCAAGGCUCCUUUCACGCCUUGAUCGUUUUUCCAUCUAUUCAAAGGUUAUCUCAUUUUGUACGAAAGUGUCAUGUCAUAUGGUAGUCUUUGAAACCGUAUUUGUUUGUUCAGUAAUGAGACCGUGAUGUUGCCAAUGAAAGGCUGUUAGUCUGCCAAUUUGAAGUUAACCAAAGAUGCUUAAAAUACAGUGACUUAGCCCUUUCAAUGAUAUGACAGAUAAAAGUAAUACUGAGAUGCUCCUCAAGUUCUGUAGCAAAUAUUGUUUGGUCAGAAUAUUAUGAAUAAAUUAUUAUGAAAUAGUGAAA
Molecule: messenger RNA, 2221 nt
Organism: Orbicella faveolata
Lineage: Eukaryota; Metazoa; Cnidaria; Anthozoa; Scleractinia; Merulinidae
Product: protein YIF1B-like
Biological process (GO): endoplasmic reticulum to Golgi vesicle-mediated transport
Cellular component (GO): Golgi membrane; COPII-coated ER to Golgi transport vesicle; endoplasmic reticulum membrane
Source: RefSeq, a predicted model, not a curated record